GCGCGCUCGCUCGCGCCCACCCUCGCCCACACACGCGCCGCCGGGGCCGCAGGACGAAGAUGGCGACCGCCAUGUACUUGGAGCACUACCUGGACAGUAUUGAAAACCUUCCAUGUGAACUCCAAAGGAAUUUCCAGCUGAUGCGGGAACUGGAUCAGAGAACAGAAGAUAAGAAGGCAGAGAUUGACAUCUUGGCAGCCGAGUAUAUCUCCACGGUGAAGAACCUGUCCCCAGAGCAGCGUGUGGAGCACCUGCAGAAGAUACAGAAUGCUUACAGUAAAUGCAAGGAGUACAGCGAUGACAAGGUGCAGCUGGCCAUGCAGACCUAUGAGAUGGUGGACAAACACAUCCGCCGCCUUGACGCGGACCUUGCACGCUUUGAAGCUGAUCUGAAGGAGAAGAUGGAGGGCAGUGACCUGGAGAGCUCCGGAGGAAGAGGCCUGAAAAAAGGCCGGGGCCAGAAGGAGAAGAGAGGCUCCCGGGGUCGUGGGAGACGCACCUCGGAGGAGGACACUCCGAAGAAGAAAAAGCUCAAAGGAGGGUCGGAGUUUGCUGAGACCAUCCUCUCUGUGCACCCUUCGGACGUCCUGGACAUGCCUGUGGAUCCCAACGAGCCGACCUACUGCCUGUGCCACCAGGUGUCCUAUGGAGAGAUGAUUGGCUGUGACAAUCCAGAUUGUCCCAUAGAGUGGUUUCACUUUGCUUGUGUGGAUCUCACCACGAAGCCCAAAGGAAAGUGGUUCUGUCCACGCUGUGUUCAGGAGAAGAGGAAGAAGAAGUAAGGAUGACUCCGGAGGAGCGGUCACUACUUCCCUCCCUCCUUCCCGUUGUAAUAGCUUAUCUUUAUUUUUAAACUACCUUCUUGUUUUGGUCUGGUACUGAUUAUCCACUGGCCAGUUGUAAUUCUUGGUAUUUCAGAACAAAAAGCAGAAACCAGCUCUCUCCUCCGGGGAGAGACUCCUGUAGGUCACUGUGUCACAGGGACUUUGUUUUCCUCCUUCUUUAUGUGGAUUUCCCGAUAGCACUGAACCCGGCAGUCCCACUUUUGUGAUUCACAUGGGGUAUUUGCUAAAUAGGCGUCAGGAAAUGUGGGACUGCCACAAGGAAGAAGUCCACGGCCAUGAGAUGACCGCCCCCGUUGGUACCCUGGUGCCCGCCAUCGCCCCUCGGUAGAGGUGGUGGAGGAGCCCUGGGUCCCAGACGGCGAGGGCGCCCCUCCCCACUGGCCACUUCCCCCUGUGUAUGAGACGCGUGUGUCCGUAGGGCUGGGGCAGCCUCCUUGACAAGGCCUCGGCUCCCGUUGUGAAUCCAGUGACUGUGUUUACUUGUGGUAAGAGCCUGUGCCUGCCUGCUACGGGUUCAAGGGCUCUUACCAUUAGGAAGUGAUUUCUGCUUUAUUGUGCACUGCCCUGUUUGUUUGAAUUUCCACUCCUUCCCUCUCUCCGGGGCCGACGCGCCCAUUCCAGAGCACAAUGGGUUUCCAUUGGCAUGAGGCUCUCAGAGCUGCUGAUGGCCCGUUCCUCUGGAAGUUCCUCAAGUUUUUACUGUGAAGACAAGCUUAGUGUUUUAGCAUGAAGAUAGUGGGGUCUGAUGUGUUUUAUGAAGUGAAAGUCCAGUCUGCUAAGACCUGGUUUUAUAUCUGAUUUAUGUUGCACACUGUUAGAGCUAUGAGAUAAGAAGCUGUAUCUGAGGGAAUACUCUCCGAUGACGUGUGGAUUCUCGUAAUUCGGCCCCAGUUUGGAAAGGAAGCUGGUGGCCUGGGUAGACUUUUUACUUGAUCAGCGUUCACCACAAACCAAUGUUAGAGGAUCCUUUUCGUGGGAUUUUAGAUGAGUAGUUUAGUGUCAUGACAUUAACUUUGCUUUUUUUGAGAUUCCUAGAUAGACAGUGUUGGAAUUCUGAUAAUUCUCUGAGCAUCCCAGAAAUCCCUUAGCAUGCAACUAAAGGAAUUAAAAAGAGAACAGUAGGGGAGGGGCGACAAAUGUGCUUUCUGUCGAUCUAAUCAAGGACUAAAAUUCUAACUAUGAGAAGAUGCUGCUUUUGUUGUCUGUAGAAUGAGGGUAUUUGAAAAAAUGCUCUACUUUCCAGUUUUCCAGCGAUUUCAUUCUAAGAUGGGUGAGAGAUGAGGGCGAUCAGGACCGUGGCCGGCCUCUAUCACCCAGCUUAGUUCCAGUGGGCGAAAGGCUGUCAAAAGGCGAUGCCUUCAUUGGUCGUCGGCCAAGUGGAGCUGAGUGUUCUGAGAGCUCGCCCCUCCUCCUCUGCAGCCAGGCUGGUUUCUGUUGGGAACCUUGUGCUUCCGACAGAAAGCCAUGCUGAGGUUGUGGGGUUUAAGUCAUUGAAUCGUGGUGUUUACAUUCAGAAUUUUCGUUCCUUUUCAAGUUUUAGGUUUUAGGCUUGAGCACCUCUGAUUCUUGGGAAGUGGCUGGGGCAAAGGCCUGACUGGCCGUCCUUUCCUUCUGGUAAGGGGCAGACAGCCAUUCACCCUCUUCCUUGAGUCAUUGAAUGCUUUAUCCGCUCUCUUCAGUUGCUGUUGAAAAGCAGGGAAAAAAGUUGUAGAAAUUAUGGGGAAAAUAUUUUUCUAGAUUUUCUUCCCAGGAUGUAAUAAUGAAUAUAUAAGUACAGGAAAUUGGCAAGAAGAGAAUUUCUGCCGAUUCCUUAGUAGCCAAUUUAAUAACAUAUUUCUUUGGUCUCUGGCCACAUGGAAGAUGUUUUGCUCAUCAGUGUAGGAUUUGGGGAACUUAUUAGUCAUCACCUGGGGGCUUGUGAUCUCAUGAGAAAGGGAUUGAUUCCCACUCUUGGAGCCUCCGCCACCCGUGGAGGUGUUUGGUGAGAUGCCUCUCCUUAUUGUCCUGUCCUCUGUGGCCCUUUGCCUCCAGGAUUCUGCUUUGCAUUUGAAAUAAUGCCACCAAAACGUGAGGAACACGACUUUGGAACAAAUGGACAGAGAGGGACAGUGAAAAGGCCCCUCAGUAGUCUCUGAAUCCAGAUUCCAUGGGUCUGACCAAUGUGAUUGGGCGGGGUGGGUGGGUGGGUGGGUAGAUAAAUCUGAUCCCAGGGAGUGUGCCUGCACCUGCAGCAUUCCCCCAUCCUUCUUAGUCCUCCAAGUUUGGACCUAGCUUGAUUUUGGGGUCAAGACAUUUAAGCCUGUCCCCAAACCUGACCUAUGGUCUUGUCUGCCAUUGGAACUGGCCCCUUCUCCUUUAAGCUGGGAAGAAGAGCUUUGCCCAGGGCUGCCUUUGAAGGUAUGGGCUGAGUUGGGAAUGGUAGAGGAUGGGGGCUGGGUCUUACUUAAUCUUUGGCUCUCCCCCCAGCACCUAGCACAGUUCCCUCCCUGCACAUGCUUAGUGCUCAGUGUUUGUUGAUUGAAAUGAAUGAGUUUUGAAUGUCCCAAGACUAUUUAAUCCCACAGUUUAUGACACUGUAUAUGAGCCAGGUAUAAUGUAUUAUUCAUAUUUUUUUUGUGCUUACUUGCAAGUAAAACUAGAGUCUAUUCAGAAGAAAAGUCAGAACAUUUCAGGAGUUGAUUUUCCCUUCCUUGAUGCUUAGAUUAUUAGAUUUAGCAUUUUAGAGCAAUUCUGUUGUCUUCUGGGAGAAAACAUGCUGCAUUUUAAAGACUUUUAAAGUGUUUGUUUCAUCGGGUCCCAUAAACCUGUGUGUUUGCCUGUAGUGAAAUUGCUGGCUGGAGCAAGUCCCUUAGAAACUGCGCCCUUGAAGGCAGGCCGGAGCUCCUGAAUCUAGAGUGCAAAGCUGGGGCUCCAGCAGUGGGGCUCAGGACUGUCUUGUAGCGCAAGCCCCAGGGGCUUCUCUUUAGCAGUGACGCUAGAGAAAAGGGACCAUUUCCCUGUCAGUCAUAGGCUUAAACUUCCUUUUUUUUCUUUUUUUAAACUUUCUCCCAUGACCCCUCUGAACGGAUCAUGUGUUUGGCACUGGAGCGAGGGCAAUUUAAUCUUAUCUGGUGAUAAAGCUGGCCCGAGAGCAGCGUUCUCUGGAUUUGGCAGCGUCUGCUCCACAUGGUGGGGGGGAGGGAGGGUUGAGGGUGGUAGUGGGUAGGGACUUGGGUUUUCUUUUUUUUCUUUUAAACAAAAUGAAGAAUUUUGAUUCUGGGCAUCGGAAAGUUUUGAGGUUUCCUAGGUUUUGGGUGUUCCAGUGUUUGCUGUUCAUCACCUUUGCUGAAAGGGAUUGAAAAACUGGGGGUAUCUAAGAUUGUUCUAAUUCACGUAAGGUUACAAAGAUGUUUUUUCACGUACGUGUAUAUUUGUCUUCAGCUUUACCACAUUUCAUCCAAAAAGAUGAUGAUGCAGCUUUAACAUGAAUGUUACAUUUUAUUUUCAAAGGAAAUAUGUUCCCUUUGUAAAUGGAAGAGAAUAUUGUAAAUCUUUUUAUUAAAAAUAAUGUAAAGAUGUAUAUCUGUAUUUUUGGAUCAUGUUAUAGAUAAUGGAUAUAUUGUUUAAUAAAUAAAAUAUUUUUGGGAACAAAACCAA
Sarcophilus harrisii (Tasmanian devil) is the source of this 4481-nucleotide messenger RNA. RefSeq names its product inhibitor of growth family member 5 (gene ING5). The transcript is spliced from 8 exons. Gene Ontology annotation, cellular component: nucleus. Lineage: Eukaryota; Metazoa; Chordata; Mammalia; Dasyuromorphia; Dasyuridae. The coding region runs from base 60 to 782 and encodes 240 amino acids. Gene Ontology annotation, biological process: positive regulation of apoptotic signaling pathway; positive regulation of DNA-templated transcription. The record is from RefSeq and is a predicted model, not a curated record. Gene Ontology annotation, molecular function: chromatin binding.